This is a messenger RNA of Gymnogyps californianus (California condor), 3157 nucleotides long. It is a transcript of the gene TTLL11, whose product is annotated as tubulin tyrosine ligase like 11. Gene Ontology annotation, molecular function: tubulin-glutamic acid ligase activity; tubulin binding. Gene Ontology annotation, biological process: protein polyglutamylation; microtubule cytoskeleton organization. The record is from RefSeq and is a predicted model, not a curated record. Gene Ontology annotation, cellular component: cilium. Bases 1 to 2040 code for a protein of 679 amino acids. The transcript is spliced from 9 exons. Lineage: Eukaryota; Metazoa; Chordata; Aves; Accipitriformes; Cathartidae.
AUGGAGCCGGCCGGGGCCCCGCCGCAGGGCUGCGCCCCGGCCCGGGAGGCGGAGGAGCCACCGGGGUCCCCGGCCCUCCCCGCUGAGGAGCCGCAAGGUGGCCAGCCCGCCGGGGCGCCCCCGGGGGAAGGGGCGCCGUCCGCCGCGGCCGGCCGGGAGCGAGAACGGGGCCGCCGCGGUGCCGGCCCGCAGGGCCCGCCCGGGCGGGCGGCGCGGGGCAGGGGGCGGCGGGCCCCGGGCCGGCGCGGAGGGGAGGAGGGGGGCCGCGCCGCCCGGCGGCCCCGCGUCACGGUGGACAGCUCCAAGGCCAAGACCUCGCUGGAGGCGCUGAAGAUCAGCCUGCGGCAGCUCCGCUGGAGGGAGUUUCCUUUCGGCAGACGCUUGCCGUGCGAUAUCUAUUGGCAUGGGGUAUCAUUUCAUGAUAAUGAUAUAUUCUCAGGUCAAGUCAACAAGUUUCCAGGCAUGACAGAGAUGGUACGUAAAAUUACACUGAGUCGGGCAGUGAGAACAAUGCAAGACCUAUUUCCUCUUGAAUAUAACUUCUAUCCUCGAUCCUGGAUUCUGCCAGAAGAAUUUCCCCUCUUUGUGGCUGAGGUUCGUAUGAUGAAAGACAGUGAUCCAUCCUGGAAGCCCACUUUUAUUGUAAAACCUGAUGGAGGGUGCCAGGGGGAUGGAAUCUACCUCAUUAAAGACCCAAGUGACAUCAGACUGACGGGAAGCAUCCAAAGCCGGCCAGCUGUGGUCCAGGAAUAUAUUUGCAAACCACUGCUUGUUGACAAACUGAAAUUUGAUAUUCGUCUUUAUGUCUUACUGAAAUCUUUAGAACCCUUAGAGAUUUAUAUAGCCAAAGAUGGACUUUCUAGAUUUUGUACAGAGCCCUAUCAAGAACCCACUCUAAAAAAUUUGCAUCAGGUUUUUAUGCACUUAACCAACUAUUCACUAAAUAUCCAUAGCGGGAAUUUCAUCCAUUCUGACAAUGUAAACACUGGCAGCAAGAGGACUUUUUCAAGCAUUCUGUGCAGACUGUCUUCCAGAGGAGCUGAUGUCAAAAAGCUGUGGUCAGAUAUAAUUUCACUGGUGAUUAAAACAAUUAUUGCACUGACACCAGAACUGAAAGUUUACUAUCAGUCUGACAUACCAGCAGGAAAGCCUGGGCCAACUUGCUUCCAGAUUUUAGGGUUUGACAUUCUCCUGAUGAAAAACUUGAAGCCCAUGUUACUAGAAGUAAAUGCAAACCCCAGCAUGAGAAUAGAACACGAGCAAGAGCUUUCUCCUGGAGUAUUUGAAAAUGUCCCAAGCCCUGUUGAUGAAGAAGUGAAAGUAGCUGUUAUCAGAGACACUCUUCGUCUAGUAGACCCUCAGAAAAAAAAGAGAAAAGACACCCAGUGUCAGACUUUGGAGCAUGUGUCAGAAGCAAACGGAGAGCUGUUGGAUGCAGGACCGGCAGACAGACCGGAAUAUGAUACCGCCAAAAGUCCAGAGGCUGGCCUCCCCUCCCUUUGUCUCAAGCAAGUGUUUCCCAAGUACGCGAAGCAGUUUAACUAUCUGCGACUUGUGGACAGAGUGGCUGCACUGUUUAUCCGAUUUCUUGGUGUAAAAGGGACAACAAAGUUGGGGCCAACAGGUUUCCGAACAUUUAUAAGAAACUGCAAACUAAGUAACAGCAAUUUUUCAAUGGCUUCUGUAGAUAUCUUAUAUAUUGAUAUCACAAGAAGGUGGAACAGCAUGGGAAUCGACCACAAAGAAUCAGGAAUGUGUUUGCAAGCCUUUGUCGAAGCUUUCUUCUGUCUGGCUCAGAAAAAAUACAAGUCCCUCCCACUUCACGAGCAAGUGGCAUUGCUGAUCGAUUUUUGUGAGUAUCAUCUGGCUGCCCAGGAUGAAAAGCGCCUGGUUUGUGGCCGCGGGAUCAUGGAGCGCCAAAGUGCAGUAGUUCCUUGUCAGACAGAUGGACUUCACCUUACACCAGCUGCACAUACACCCCUCCUGAAUCGCACAGUCACAGCUAGUAAAUUUGCAGAUUACAGAAAUCAUCGCUAUUAACGGUGCUAAUUCACCAGGACAGAACUGAGAAUUAAUCCCCAGGUACGUACGUGUACUGCAGGAGGAGAGACAGACUCCUGAAUUCCUUCAUCUGAUAGUCACAAUUAUUUAUUUCAGCUUUUUUUAUUUAUGCUCUUCAAAAAGUCUACUGCAAGCUCCCAUUCUCAAAUAACGAUUCUGGCAAUGGCUAUUUAUUUACUUCUCUGUUGGACCUACAGUACACCUCAUGUGACAAACUGUGCUUUCAUCUCGAGUGUAUAGAAAAACACGUGUGAAGACAAGGACCAAAGUACAGCGGGAUGAUAACCAGCAUCAUGGGAUUGGUUGCACUGAUCGAGAGGCACACUCAUAUCAAAGGAAUUAUGUUGCUUGGUAUGCACUGGACAUAUCUUGGAAACGAAGUAAGGAGCUGCAGUCUCAAAUACCAGUUGUGGACUUUGGAAAACUGAAACCUGGAAUUACGUUUGUGGUCAGACUUCAGGCUUUGACCCUCUUCUUUCGGUGGCUUGGACUGUACAUGUUGGAAUCAAUACAGAUUUGGUCAUUGUCUAUGUACUUAUUUUUUAAAGUCAGUCUUAAAACACUGAAACCAUAUUUUGGCUUCUACUUCUUUGUACACGUCUUUGCCAUGACAAGUACUGUUAAUUUUUUAAAGAAAAACUAAAGAUGUUUAUCCUUUUGCUUCCACAGAACCAAUAAGCUCAGAAAAAAUUUACUUCAUCAAGUCAAAUUUGGUGAAUCAAGUGGUGGUUUUGUCUUCAGGUCCUAAGCACCGCUUCUGCAAAAAGCUUUAAAGGGUAAAGGCCUAAGAGUUCAUUUAAAUUUCAGUGAAACCAAUCCUGUCACUGACUUUAGGCUAAACUAAUUGUAUUCUAGGUUUGCUUUUUUUUUGCCUUUUGCGUGUUUGUUACCCUAUUUGGACCUGCAGUAACAUCUAGAGCAGAUUUUUUUUUUGGUCUUUGCACAUAUUCUUCAUUUUUUCCCCUUAAAUAACGUAUAACUGUACAAAUUAGAUCUAUAUUAUUUAACAGGAUAUUUUGUCAAGAAUGCUGGGCUAUACCACUGGAGUUGUACAGAGUAGUCUUAUUUUUCAAGAAAUGAACCAUGACUUCCAUAA